Sclerotinia trifoliorum is the source of this 929-nucleotide messenger RNA. NCBI's taxonomy places the organism in Eukaryota, Fungi, Ascomycota, Leotiomycetes, Helotiales, Sclerotiniaceae. The record is from the annotation of a GenBank genome assembly.
CAACUUCCAUCUACACACCCAUCUCCAUCAAUACAAUUCUUAAUUACAUUUCCAAACUCAAUCCGAUGCUCUCAAAACAAUCAAAUUAAAUCCAAUCAAACCUCCACCACCUAUCAAUAUCCCAAAACAAUAUAUCCAUCCAAGUCAUCCAGAACCAUAACCUCAACAUACCAAUUAAACUAAAUCAAUCAUGAAAACUCCACUGCCUAUUCUCCUCCUCACCCUGACCCUCACCACCAACACCCUAGCUCGUAACUGUACGCCCGGAUUAAAUUAUUGCGGAAGAACACUCCUUAACAUUGGAAGUUAGUUAUCCUACUCCUUCUACCCAAAACCCCUGUCUCACCCCGCAUUCCCUAACUCCUCAUCCUCACCCUCACCCUCUCCUACCACAAAAUCCCUAACACAACCAAUCCUACAACCUAACCUACCCUAACCUAACAAACAACCCCCCCAGAAUACCAACCACAAAUCGAUCAAAGUCUCGCAGACGCACAUGUAGGCGAAGCAAACGGCGGAGCAGAUGAUUUAUUUCAUUGUGUGGGGGGAAGUAAUGGGGUGAUUCGUUUUGUGAAGUAUUGUGUUAAUGGGUGUAGAGAUGAGGGGAAGGGGGCUAGUGAUGUUUGUAAUUAGAUGGGGGUAAACAGAGGGAAAGGUGGGGGAGAGGGGAGCUGGGAGAUGGGAGGAGGGGAUAGAUGAGUGGAAAUGAAGGGGAGAAGGAGGGGGAUGGAUGGAUGGAUGGAUGGAUGGAUGGGUUGGGGAAUGGGUUGCGGAUGUGCAGGUGAAGGUGAAGGUGGAGGGCUUGAUGAAGAGCACUAGUAUGGGCACAUUUUAUCGGGGAUUAAAGUCAUACAUACAUACAUACAUUCAUUCAUUUUAGGAUUUACCUAUAUCUAUAACUCACACAUACAAAUUCAAAACAACUUUUA